CAUUUCGAACUCCAACCAACAACACCUGCCACAAAUUGCACCAGCGUUUUGUAACUAUGGGUAAUGUGUUGUAGCUCGUCCGGAUGGGACAGCUCAAGCAUGAGCCACCUGCUCCUGUAAAUCCCGAGUCGCCUCGAGCACCUGCUUGCUUCACCACCCUCCCGACCGAACUCAAGAACAAGAUCUAUGGAUACACCUUGGAGGCCCCGAAACGUCUACCUCACAUUUCGGAAGCGCUACAAAGGCUUCCUCAAAUCCUCUACUCCCAUUCGGGUUACCCUUCUCCCCUAUCUGAAUGUUCUGCAAGCUGCGAGGCACUCCCCUCAUUUCCCUUCCAAAUACCUUGAGGAACGAAUCAUCAAACUUGUCUACUAAUGCAGUGCUAGCUUAGUGUCUGUCU
Molecule: messenger RNA, 400 nt
Organism: Hyaloscypha bicolor E
Lineage: Eukaryota; Fungi; Ascomycota; Leotiomycetes; Helotiales; Hyaloscyphaceae
Exons: 1
Coding region: 84-347 (87 amino acids)
Source: RefSeq, a predicted model, not a curated record